Molecule: messenger RNA, 1635 nt
Organism: Suillus bovinus
Lineage: Eukaryota; Fungi; Basidiomycota; Agaricomycetes; Boletales; Suillaceae
Exons: 6
Coding region: 224-1288 (354 amino acids)
Source: RefSeq, a predicted model, not a curated record
GGAAGUGAUAGUAUAGGAAAAUACUGCGCCACCGUGAUACACUAUGGUCAUCGCUUGCUUUAAAAUAGUCUCCUUGAGGCUACCAUCAUGAUUGCAAUUGUGCCAGUGUUACACGAGUCUUUACCCGCGAAAUACGGUAAAUGUCCUACUCUUGAGAGCUCUGCUGCGGAGCUCAGUCCUAGGACUGCAAGAGAGAACAUAGCCUUGGUCGGGGACAGUUAAAAUGGUGCCACUAACAUUCUCUAUCAUGUCGUCUAGUUGGACACCAGACGAAUCGCCUCAGACAAUACUCGCCGAAGUAGGUUGGUUGCAGAGCACAGUUGUCAGUGCCGUUGCCUAUGGCAUCGACGUUGCCCUCUACUUUAUGUGCUUCCACCUCCUUUUCAAACAGAUAAUCACCCGCACAAACUACAAACAGCCACUGUUCUUGCUCAUAUAUAUUACCGUGUCUUUCAUUCUUGGCACCCUUUUCAUAGCAUCGCUCGCCGAUUUCACACAACUCGCAUUCAUCGAAGAUCGCAAUUAUCCAGGCGGUCCAAGUGCAUUUGAGAAUCACAUGUUCUCCAUGCCUAUAGACAAUCUUGGAAAUGUCACUGGCAUACUAAUAAUGCUUCUUACAGACGCACUGGUAGUCUGGCGCUGCAUGAUCGUUUACACUGGGUGCAGGUUCCCACUGUGGAUCAUCAUGAUUUUCCCCUGGUUGAUGUUCGCUGCGUGUAUCGUUAUGGCACUCAUGUGGCUGGUUCAGGUAACUACCACCAUCGCAUCCUUCUGGAAUAGCAUCAACUUCACCAUUCCCAUUCUCGUACUUUCGCUCGCACUGAACAUCAUCAUCACGAUUGCCGUUGCACUUCGUCUUCUCACGUUCCGUUACUGCGUUUCUAAAGCUCUCGGCUCCAACCAUGGCACUCGAUACAUUUCAGUUGCCGCGAUGAUAAUCGAAUCUGCUGCUAUCUAUUCCACGUUUUCAGUGGGAUUUCUGACUCUCUUCGCUCUGAACAAUCCUAUUUAUGAGACGUUCAUUGAGGCGCUGCCUCAGGUUCAGAUGAUUGCAAUGCUGCUCAUCAUUUUCCGAGUCGCACAAGGAAAAGCUUGGUCUAAAGAUUCAGUCAAUAGUUCAAUGACCUCAGAGCCGCAGCCCAACAGUAUAGGUAAUAUGGUGUUUGCAUCACGAAACGGAUGCGGAACCAUCACCAGUUCCAGUCUCACCUUGGGUGCCAUCGCAACGUACGAGACUGGUGAGAACAGCAACCAAAAAUGUAUAGCAGAGGGGAGCUCAGCUGCGUGAGCAAGGUCGCAUGUAUCCUCAAUGCCACCUCUUCACCCACAAUAGGUCAAGCGUCGUUGGGACUUAGUCCCUUGUCUACCUUGGCCUCGCUGCUUUCAAACCUUUGUGUACCUUGGCUCACUUUCACAUAUAUCCUUUGUUUGACAGUUGAGUCACUCACUAAUGUACGUAGUCUGGACAUGGACCCUCGUAAUCGAUAGCAGAUAUUUCAUUCGCUUCCACCAGGUUCAGUUUCAACCGCGAAACUUAACUCAGAGCUCUAAGUGCCGGACAUAGCAUGCAGAGGCAUAUGAAAUUGAACACCUACCAGGGGAGCAACGUGACUUUGGAGCUAAUGAUGUUACCGC